This is a messenger RNA of Cricetulus griseus (Chinese hamster), 18421 nucleotides long. The record is from RefSeq and is a predicted model, not a curated record. Lineage: Eukaryota; Metazoa; Chordata; Mammalia; Rodentia; Cricetidae.
GCUCCUGGGGCGAGCAGCCGCUCCGCCCCACCUCCCCUCCCAGCGCUCGGCGACCUUCCCCGCCUCUUUGGCUCGGGGCUGCAGAGCUUGCGGGCCCGCCCCCUUGCGAGCCCCUCCCUCAGGACCCCGCGGCGGGGACACACCCAGACACACCCCCACCGCGGCUGCCUCCGCCGCCCUGAACCGGGUCCCGGGGCGCCGCCCCCUUCCCCCUCCCGCGCCUCACCUGUGCGCCUGCUCUCUUUGCCCGGGUUCUGUGCCAUCUCCCUUCCCGCUUCGCAAGGUCCCCUUCUCCCUUGCUCCCUGACUUAACACGGAAGCUGCUCCAGUACCUGACUGGCCAACCCCAAGCGUUCCCGAUUCUCCCUUUUACAGCUCUCGCCCCUCCAGUGCCGACGCUAGAGAAAGACUUUACUUCAGGGGCUUCCUCCUCACUGGGGAAUUGCUGGAAAGAGCAAACAAAAAGGCGCUGGUGUAGGCUCCAAAAUAAACAUCUGAAUUCGUGAUGGCAUCGACAGAGGCUCUUAAUGGAUUAAAAGUUUCAAAACAAACAAUAACGCUUUGGAAAAAGGGUUGAAUGUCUGCCUGUACUUUCAGGCAUGACCAUGGAGAAAAGUGGGAACAUACAAUUGGAGAUCCCUGACUUCAGCAACUCUGUUCUGAGCCACCUCAACCAGCUACGAAUGCAAGGCCGUCUCUGUGAUAUUGUGGUCAAUGUGCAAGGACAAGCUUUUCGGGCUCACAAAGUAGUACUGGCUGCCAGCUCUCCUUAUUUCCGGGAUCACAUGUCCUUGAAUGAAAUGAGUACUGUGUCCAUUUCUGUCAUCAAAAACCCUACUGUUUUUGAAGAGCUCCUUUCUUUCUGUUACACGGGGCGGAUAUGCCUACAACUAGCAGAUAUUAUCAGCUACCUAACAGCAGCUAGUUUUCUGCAGAUGCAGCAUAUUAUCGACAAAUGUACACAGAUCCUAGAGGGCAUUCAUUUCAAAAUUAAUGUGGCUGAAGUUGAAGCAGAAUUAAGUCAAACGAGGACAAAGCACCCAGAGAGACCUCCAGAGUCACACAGGGUUACACCGACUCUAAACCGCUCACUUAGCCCACGACAUAAUGCUGCAAAGGGAAACUGGAGGGGGCAGGUCAGUGCUGUGCUGGAUAUCAGAGAGUUCAGUCCCCCUGAGGAAUCCACUAGUCCUCAGAUAAUUGAACAGAGUUCUGAUGUAGAGAGCCGGGAGUCCAUUCUUCGAAUCAACAGAGCAGGACAGUGGUAUGUAGAAACAGGACUAGCAGACCAGGGGGCACGGAGUGGAGAUGAAGUUAGGGUCCUUGGAGCAGUGCACAUCAAAACUGAAAACCUGGAAGAGUGGCUUGGGCCAGAGAAUCAGCCUUCCGGAGAAGAUGGGAGUAGUGCAGAGGAAGUCACAGCCAUGGUGAUUGACACCACAGGCCAUGGUUCUAUAGGACAGGAAAGUUACUCUUUAGGGUCUUUAGAAGCCAAGGUAGCUCGGCCAACCAGCAGUGAAGUUGACAGAUUUAGUCCCUCCGGCAGUGUUGUUUCCAUGACAGAAAGAUACAGAGCCAGAAGUGAGUCUCCUGGGAGAAUGGAUGAGCCUAAGCAACUCAGCUCCCAGGUAGAAGAGUCAGCAAUGAUGGGAGUAAGCGGCUAUGUGGAAUAUCUUCGAGAACAGGAAGUAUCUGAGCGGUGGUUCCGGUAUAAUCCCCGUCUCACUUGCAUCUACUGUGCCAAAUCUUUCAACCAAAAGGGAAGUCUGGACCGCCAUAUGCGCCUGCAUAUGGGAAUCACACCAUUUGUUUGUCGAAUGUGUGGAAAAAAGUAUACCCGGAAAGAUCAGCUAGAAUAUCAUAUCCGAAAGCACACAGGCAAUAAGCCCUUUCACUGUCAUGUUUGUGGCAAAAGUUUCCCCUUCCAGGCCAUCUUGAAUCAGCACUUUCGGAAAAACCACCCUGGCUGUAUUAUACCCCUGGAAGGGCCUCAUAGCAUUUCUCCUGAAACAACUGUCACAUCUCGACAGGCUGAAGAAGGGUCACCUACGCAGGAAGAAACAGUUGCUCCUGGGGAAUCUGCCCAAGGCUCAGUGUCUACUACUGGGCCAGAUUGAAAUAUUGAGGGGGAGGGGGCAGACUCCCUUCCCCUUUGGGCUGUAACCAGCCCAUAUCAGGACCAUGGGCUGGUACUUCGAUUCACAAAAUGCCACAUCGCUCAACUAGAAGAUGUUCCCAUGGUGUUGCCAAAUUAGAGGGUCAACAUGCAGCAAGCACUAAAGGCUCUUCUCUUUCCCACCUCACACUUUGGAAAAUAAUCAAGCAAAUCAGCUUCUAAUUCAGGGAUCAACAGCCUUGGUUUGUUAACUUUAUAAGAAAAAACUGUUUUUAACAAAACUGAUCAGUAAAUGGUCAUUUAUCUACCAGUCAUGAUUGAACAUUGUACUUAGGUCCAUAUCAUCUUGGUGGGUGAAAAAUCCUAGAUCUUAAAAAAAAAAAAAAAAAAAAAAAAAAAAAAAAGCAACAGGAGCUUUGGCCAACUGAAGCAGCCAGCAGAAGUGGGAAAUGUAGUCACAAUGGUGAGAAAGGGGAAUCUUUCCUUCCUGUUCCCUGCCAGAGCAUGCAUUUCCAUAUUUUAAGAAAAAGAAAUGAAUACUGGUGGUUCUUAUUAUUCUAAAAGGUUAGACUGUCUUUGCCCUGGGGAGGCAUCUAUUACUUUGCCUAGUUGUUUCAUGUGAUUGGCUACCUUGGAGCAGUAGUCAAGUGAGUAGCAUCACCUGAAGCAUGUUAGACAGGUAAAGGGAGCAGCCAAGCAUUUACAGUGAACACUUCUACAUGUGGGAGCUUGAGAUCGAGGAGAAAGGAAGGAAGUGUUUAUGCUUUGCAAACACUGUACAGCACAGAGCUGAGCUGCAACCUUCUGAUUGGUGUUUGUAAACCAUAACACUUGUGUACAUCCUUAGGUGUUAAAAAAAAAAAUGUUUCUAGUUAUGUGAGUUAUCCUGUUAGGCUGACUACCAAAAUGUCAUCAUCCUCUGCAGCUCCUAGUUUCAUAUAGCAGCAAUAGUGUACAUCAAAAUGUCACCUUCCAGUGAAAAGAUCCUGGAUUGUAUUUUUAAAUCCACGGGUCUCCACAUUUGAUAACUUUUAUAUGAAAUUUUUAAGCAGUUUUUUUUUUUCCUGCAAUAUUGUAGUUUAAGAGAGAUUCAACUCUGUUGUUCUUAUUGCAACCACAAUUUCAUUUCCUUCUACGUGUUUUGUACUUUAUAUUUUCAGUCCAAUGAAGAACCUCACUUAAAUAUAUGUCUUGGAUUUGCAGAUCUAUAUAUAAUUCAUAAACCAAUUUUUUUAAUAAUACACUACAGGGCACUUAACUUACAAGAAACUAUCUUGCACAACCAUGUUGCAAUAAAUGAUCGAGGGAUCAAUUUCUAUCAGGUAUGGUUACAUAAUCAUUCCUAAGAUUUUUGAAACUUCUAGGGACUUUUUUUAGUGAUUUUGAUUUUUUCCGAGAUUCUUAAUCCAGCUCUGAAUUUACCAAACACAUAGAGCUUUAUAUGCCCUGUCUUGCAUGCAGAGAAAGGAGUAGGAAUGCUAAACAAUACAGGCAAAAAGAUGCCUGAAGUCUACAGUGCAAAUAGAAGUCUCUAGCUUCUCUUGAGUAAUUUUAAAAGACUAUCUAAAUGUGUAAUGGUUUAAGUAAUUGUUUUGGUACAGGGAUGUGGAUGAUCCUAAGAGAUCUGGGAAAGGGGCUGGUCCUGCCUGCACUAGUGAGCCAUUUAUGAGAAUGUGAAGUUUGUGCUCCUUCCUUAUGAGCACCUUGUGGUAUGGAAAGGUGGAAAAAUACACUCUUGAUGAUAAGAAACUGGAAUGCAAAGGGUAGCUUUAAGCAAUCUGAGAAUUGUGUAUAUUAUAUCACUAGAGAACGGUUUUCUCUUCAGAAAAAGUACAGAAAUUCAUCUUUUAAAGGAGUUUUAUGGUGCUCCAAUUGAAGAGCCUGCCCUAAAAAGCAGCACUGAAAAGUAGUGUCUUUGAUAAUCACAGGCAGGCUUCUUGCUACUUAGUUGGGCAACAGCGUGAUGGAGUGAAAACUAUAGUAGAGAUUACUAUGCUCUGUGGCAUAAAAAUGUAAAGUUCCCGGGAAACAUUCUAGCUUUCAGUGGACAGAUUCUGUCAUCACUGAACAGGCAGGUAGCUGGUAAGUACAGAAAAUGCUGCUUUAGAUGGAUUUUUUUUAAUGUAACCAAAAAUAUUUUAAGUCUACCCUUCUUUUAAAAAGUUAAGUUGUAUGCUGAAAAGUUAUUUUUUGCAUUGUUAGCUUUUUAGGUCAAAUGUGAGUAAAUAGAGCUUUUAACUAUUACCAAAUUAUAAAGUUCAAGUGCAGUAAAGAGAAACUUCGGAGCACUUAUCAGCACUCCAUCCAAGGUCAGCCGCCAACAUCUUGAAUAGGGUAGAGACUAUUGUCAUGUGGAGAUGUUAGGCAUGUUUGGCAGGCUCUCUUCUGUUUUCAUUCAUUUCUAAUAGGUUUUUACUAUAUUGAUACUGUGAAUAGAGUGCUUCCGGUCCUACGACCACAUCAGCACAAUCAUCUUUGCUGUCUCUCCUCUAAUUGGCCUAGCCAGAGCCAUGAAAUUCAUGAGACUUCUAGCCAGGCUACCUUUGAAGCAAAUUAAAGUUUUCAAAAAUAAUCCUCUGUUUUAGCUAGAAGUAAUACCAUUCUAAAUAUACAGGAUUCAUAUCCAGAUUCACUGUGACAUUGUCCUACUUCUUUGCCAGCAUCACUAGGGUCGUAAGGGUUAGUAGUAUACUAGCUAUAUUAAUGAAUAUUGGUGUAUACAAGGAGUAUGCUCAUUAAGGGUGUACUAAAUUGACUUGAGCUGAUGCUGAAACUUACUGCCAAAUCUUGACUUGCACACGUCACCUUGUGAGGGGAACUGCAUUAAGAGUGAGAGCUAAAUCAGUAGGUAACUUAAUGCCAUGAAAUUGCAGUAUCAGGAACUAUUAUUGUUAAGUGGCACUUAGCAGAGGAGCUAUCCAAUAUUGUCAUCGGAAGCAGAGAGUUGCCCACAUGAGUUAUCUAUUUUCACUCUAAAUAGACUCUUUAUGCUCUCUGAAUUCUGAUACUGAUAUAACUGUGGCGUUCACAUGGCAGUAACACUGUAUUUACUCAGAAAGGCUCUUCCUAAUGAAUUCUUCUCUUUUUACUCAGAACCAUAAUUACCUCUAAACUGAGUUGAGUUUUAUUUUAUGUAAAUUCCAAGCAGCUCCAUAGUUUGGGAGGGUUUGUUUUGUUUUUGAUAUUUGAGAUAAGGUCUUUGCUAUGUAGCCCCUUGCUGUCCUUGUCCUCACUAUAUAGCUCAGCAGGGCCUUGAACUCAUAGGAAUCCUUCUGCCUCAACCUCGUAAGUACUGAGAUUACAGGCAUGUACCACCACACCUCGCCCCCAUUCCAUUUUUUUUUCUAAUAACGAACUAAAUCUAAUCUGGCCUCAUAAAAUUGAAUUAGUUUAUAAAAGACAGAGAAGAAAAAAAGCAGUUAAAAGUUUUCUUGUAUUUAUGCAUUUUUCUGUUUCCAGUUCCCUUGACAUCAGUGAAACAAAGAUGGUAUAUGAGUAAACAUAGAUUGUCCCUCCUUCUUCAUAGUGGAAAUCCAGCUUCAGUUGGAAUUGUCUGGUGAACUUCAUUUUUAAUAGCUGAGUAGUCCUUUGUCCAACAAAUAGCUUUUAUACAGUCUCAACUAACUAGCUCACACUAGUUUUUCUUUUGACUGGUGUAAUUACUUUUUGUUUGACAAGAAGGUCUAAUACAAAGACACAGAAGCAGUGGAAAAUGGAAAAGGAAAGACUUUUCCUUUUCUUUACGGUUUUUCAAGACAGGGUUUCUCUGUGUAGUUCUAGCUGUCCUGGAACUCGCUCUAUAAACCAGACUGGCCUCAAACUCAGAAAUCCGCCUGCCUCUGCUGGGACUAAAGGUGUUCGCUAUCACAACCUGGCAAGGAAAGACUUCUUAAUGUAGUAGAAAAAGCUCUUUAAUCAGAAAGAUUUGGAUUCUUGUAUGUAAGCAGGCGUAAUUUAUUUUUCUCUUCCAAAUAUGCCAUUUUUGUUAUUUGUAAACUUAUUUAUUCAAGCAAUAUUGAAUUAAUAAUCUUUGGGAAUGGAGCUUUUUCCAUAAGGCAACAAUGGAAAAGAACUUACAAUAAGAAAAUAUUUUCAUAGCUGAGUUAGGAAAGGAACAGCAAGCUAUUGCCAGGUAAUUCACUGACUCUGAGAGUAGCCUUCAGCAAAGCAGAUCCCUAGGGCUCUGAGUUAGAUCAGGGGUUCAGCAAACCAUGGCCCUUUAUGACUAUUUGCCACCUGCUUAUAGGAAGAAAAUUAUACUUUACACCUAUUUGCUUAGUUAUGUUUAUGGUUUCUUUGUACUAUAAUAAUAAAGUUGAGUAUGUGUCUAACAAAACCUAAAAAUACUGUAUCUGGAAGGUGUCAAAGAAAGUUUGCCAUCUUCUGGCUUACUUCCAGAAGGUUAACUCCACAUGAUUACACCUUUAGCAUAGUGUGAUAGAGACUUCAGAAGAGUGUGUCAUCUUUUUCCAGAUCCCCAUAAACCCUCUUAGUUUUUCUUCUGCUUGAUUCCCAUUCCAAAAAAGGGCAAUUAUAAUGGGUUAUGAGCCAAAAAGAAGCAGGGUUAUGAUUUGCCCUUGCCCAAAAGGUAUAAGUAGAUUAAGUUUAGAAUAGUAAUUGUUUAUAGCAAGAUACCGCUUAUAAGAAAAAUUUCACUUACAACAGGGUGGAGCUAAAUGAGUACCCUGUCAAAAGCUUUUUGUAAGUUUUGCCAUUUCUGAUCUUGCUUAAGCUGAUUUGCAUAAUAAUGACAUAAAUGAAUUUAACCCCUUAGAAUUAAAGAGAAAUAUCUGUUAUCGAUAGUUGUUACGGUUGUGAUGACUCUUGCCUGUAUCCUAGCCCUUAGGAAGGAAAGUAAAGAUAAGGAUCCAGAGUUCAGAAUUAUCUUUGGCUACAUAGUUUGAGGGUGGCCAAGGCUACAUGAGACUCUGUCUCAAAACAAAACAAAACAUGUUUGAUUCUUAUCAGAUGUACUGUUUUUCUAGAUUAGACAUCUAUGCUUUUCCCUUCAUUUUAAUCUUAAGAAAACACUCUGUACACAUCUUUUGGAUGUUUUAAAACAUCCUAUUCUUAGACCUAUUCUUGCAUAUCUGGUAUUGUCUAGUUUGUUAAAAUACAUGUUGGACCAUUACAUAUUUGCUUUGUAAACAUUCAUUCUUAGUGUUAUAUAAGGUGUGGAGAAACGUGAAAUGUUAAAGGUGUUCAUAAAAACCCUUCCAAGAGGAGAAUAUGGUUUCUCCCCAUUUGGAAGUAAUACAUGGGCAUUAGAGUUUCACUUGGGCUAGGCUGAGGUACUGCAGUACAAUGGGAGUUUGAUUUGUUUUUAUAAAUCCUAUAGUCAUAGAUCAAAGUGGGAUGAGUAACUAACUAGUCUCCACAUAAAACAAGUCUUUGAUUUGGUUUGUUUUAGUUUUGUUUUUUGUUUUGUUUUGUGACAGGGUCUCACUAUGUAACACUGGCUGGUCUAGAACUCCCUAUAUAGGUCAGACUGGCCUGGAACUCACAGCUAUCUGUCUGCCUCUGCCUCCUAAGUGCUGGGACUUUGGCAUUUGGCCACCCAGGCUGACCACCUCUUUGUUCUUAAAGUUGCCUUCUAAUAAGAUACUACUUUGUUUUAUGUGGUACAGCCACUGAAGAAUAGAUAAUCCUCAUUGUAAAGUUUCAGAAUAUUCAUCUAUGUUAAAUCUGCCUUGUUUCAGAGCACAUUACACUUAGUCAUAAUAGGAUUUCUGAUUGUUCCAGGACCUGUUACUUGAGAGAGAACUUGGCUGCAGAUAACUGAAUCAUCCACCUAUGCUCUGUUUAAAGGUCUUGCUAAUUAAUAGAUGUCAUUCAAGUAGGAAUUGAUAGCAAGCUUUGGAGUUUGCCCAGCAUUAUGACUAAUUCUCAGUGUUUUUGCUUCUGUGCUUUCCAAGGUUUUUCCUGGUCUUCAGAGCAGGAUUUUUAAAUGCUGCUUUUCCCCAGGCUGAUGUUUUCACUUAGAUAGUAAGUGGGCUUCUUCUUCAGGAUAGACCAAAGUUGAAUAGUGUGAGUAUGUUAGAACACCAGAGCUUGUUAUAGUACAAAGAAAGUAAUUGUUGCUACGGAGAGUGACCUCAAAUCCACAUUAUCUUUACAGAGGGUAUAAAAAUAAUUUUUAUAAAUAAUUUCUAAUCUCACAUCCUUCCCCUUGUAUAUCAGAAACACUUCUUAACAUAGUUAAAAGAACCCCAGUAGCUCAACUAGUAGAAGCUUUAAACAGCAAAGCUAACUUACAAAGACAGAGAGAACACAGUGUGUGUAUGUGGGGAGGGGGGGUUGCUUUCCUAAUGCUUGUUAUUUGUGUCUACUCAGUAGGUCCUGUGGAGGAGUCUCAAACGCACCACCCAGUUAAGGUAGUCUUCCAUUGAGCAUCACAUGUGACCAACACCAUAAUUGAAUACCAUGAAUCUUAGCAUGUGAAUUAACCCAUAAUGCCAGAAGUUAAAGUAUCUCAUGGAGACAUGCAGUUACUUAUCUUCACUGGUAGGUAAUAUACAAGAAACUUAUAUCCAUUAAAUAAAUGUUAGAUACUUUUUGGUACCAAACAGUGUGGUUGGAAUCUGUAAAACAAAGUUAGCUUUAGUUAGUUCUUCUGGAGUUUUUGUUUUGUUUUGAGUUUUUUGUUUUUUGUUUUUUUUAAGAGACAGGGUCUCUCUAGGGAGCCCUGACUGUCCUAGAAUAUGCCAGGCUGGCGUUGACCUCAUAGAGAUCUGCUGCCUCUGCCUCCACCUCCUGAGUGUUGGGUCCAAAGGUGUACUCCACCAUGCCAAGCAUGACUUCCCAUUCUUGAGAAUCCCACACCUACUUUUUGGGAGUCUGAGGCACUGUUUUUUUUAGAGAGCUUGCACUUUUUACUAUAGAGAGAGAAGUUCUAAAGAAGCACCUACCUGUUCUUUGUGUUCUACUAGCAUAUCUGCAAUUAUGUCAAAAUAUUUCUGAGGUGAUAAGAGUAAUAAUAAAAACAGUCAACUUUCUUGAGUGUUUAUAUGCCAGACACAGUUGUAUGAAUUUAUCUAAUCCUUGUCAGUCUGUUGUGAUUGUUGUUACCUUCAUUUUAGAGAGAAGGACAUUCCUUGUCUGUACAUAAGCAGUCUAACCAGAUUUUCUGGAUAGCCUUCAGUGCCUUUAGAGAGUAUAAUUAUGGCACAUUUUAUAGAUGAGGGUACAUAACUUGACAGCUUGUAUUUACCAAUCCAAUUCCAAAGCCCAGACUACCUCUACUAUAUCACAUUUACUUUCUGUACAGUAUCUAGUGAUGUUCCUACUUUUAGUGAACUUGCAAUCAAGAGUAGAGGCUGGAGAAAUGGUUAAGGCUCAAUGGUUAACGGCAUUGACUGUUCUUCCUGAGGCCUACAUUUGGCUUCCUAGCACCUCCAUGACAGCUCACAACUGUCUGUUAUUCCAGUCCCAGGGGAUCCAAAGCCCCCUUCUGGCCUCUUCAGGUACUAGGCAUGCACAUUGUACAAAGACAUACAUGCAGGCAAAACACCCAUAGACAUAUAAAUAAGUAAAAUUUAGUACAACCCAAGAGUAAGUUAUUAGCAUAUUUCUUCAAAGGAUCAUGUAGUUGGGCUCUAUGCAGACUUGAGUAGGAACAUUGCCCACUUAUUCAGAAGAAUUACCCAUUUGGUAUAUCUAAUUUUAAGUAAGUUGAGUGAGUUACUGUUUAAAAAUAAAACUGUUUUCUGGUCAUCUAUUGCUGUGUAAUAAAGUACCCUAAAGUUUAACUUGAAAGUCGCUUAACAACCAUUUUAUAAAUCUUGACUGUAAAAAGUUAGAAAUGAAGGAAGGGGCAGGUGUUUGAACUGGUCUGGAAGAUCCAAGAUUAUGUCAUGCAUGCUUAAUGUAGGGAGAAUUGAAAAGCUGGGCUUUUGCCUUUCCUUUGAAGGAUUUUUUUUUUUUUUCAAGACAGAGUUUAUCUGUGUAGUUUCACUCUGUAGACCAGGCUGGGCUUGAACUAAGAGAUCCACCUGCCUCAGCCUCCCAGGUACUGGGAUUAAAGGCAUGCACCACCACCACCUGGCAGGUAGUUGGGCUUCUUAAUAUGGAAGCUCAGGCCAAUAAAACCUGGGCAAAAGAUCUGGUCUUCUUAAAGGCCACGCCAACAAUCAUCAUGAGAUCACUUCCAUAAGCCCAGAUCUUAGGGAAGAGGAAAUACCCUAACACUUUAUGAAAUACAUAAAGAGAUUUUGAGACCAUGUUUAACUGUUUACAGGUAACAUUAUGUUUUUAAUUUUUUUUCCUAGACAUUUCAUGGUCAGUUAUUAGUGCCAUUGAAGCCAUUUAUUACAUCUACUGUGGGGCAGUUAAUGAUCUAGGAGAAUGAGACAAAUAGUUGAGACUCAUUUUAUUAGUUACUCCCCUUCCCUUGAGUUCCUUUUAAAGCAGUCAUUCCUUUUCCACUUUGUACUGUGAUCAGGUUUUGAGCUUUUGCUAUAGUUGCUGUGAAACCAUGAUAGCUCUACAGGCUGAGCCAAAAAUACUCCCUAAGAAGUAAAAAGCUCACUGUUUGAAAUUUUGGGGUUUUGUUUUGUUUUGUUUUUCUUUUUUGGAAACAGCUGUAUUUUCAGUUUAUAAAUAUGUGGAAAACUUCUGUGAUAGGGCUACUAAAUCAUUUUCAGGAAUUUCUGUUGUGGGCUACAUAUCAUAUUGUUGAGAUCAUAAGAGGUUCUUCUACUGAGGUCUUACAUGUGUUUCAGGCAAAAGUUCUAACCACUGAGCUACACCUCCAGCUUAUGAUAGUAAACGUUUUACCUACUUAUCUCAUUUCAUCUCUAUCUCUACCACUUCUCCUCUCAUAUAAUUUUGUGCUGAAAGAUGAAUUGCCUGAUCCCAUUCUUAGUACUUUUCUUAUAGGAAAGUCAAUUGCCCAAUUUUGUGUGUCAUUAGUUUGUGUUUCCAGCCUCUCACAUUCAAAGUCACAGGUCAUUGAAGUUUUUUUGAGGCUGGAGUUGUCAGAUUUAUAAUGCUUUAUUUAAACCCCUGAUGACUUAAAAUAAUUAGACUAUAAAACUUAAACUAUCCUGUACUGAGAAGAUGGUAGAGAACUGUACUCUACUCAUUGUCCCCUAUCAAUACCCCUCCAAGAGAAGGAAGGUCUGAGAUAGCACGUGAGAUAGAUACAUUCCCAGAAAAGUAGCUGUCAUUCCCGUUCUCAUGCAAUAUAAUGAUCUCUGUUGCUAAGUGAGGCCUAGGGAAAUAGAGGGGGACUAGGAGCCAGGUACUUACAGUGUCAUUAGAUACCCAGAGGUAGAAUGGAGAUUAAUUGGAUUGUAUCGUGUAAAGAUCUGGAGAAGUUUUUAGUGAAUAAAAAGAAUAGAACUUAAAGCUUUUUUUAAUACUCAUUUCCACUGUGGUAUACUCUAUCUCUGCCCUUUUUUCGGGGAGGGGGAAGUUCGAGACAGGGUUUCUCUGUGUAGACCAGGCUGGCUUGGAACUCACAGAGAUCCACCUGCCUCUGCCUCUCUCAUGCUGGGGUUAAAGGCAUGUGCCACUGCUGCCCAGCAAACUCUGCCCUUCUUGACAGAGAAACUUUGAAAUCACAGUCGUAGGAAAUGGCAGUUUUACUGUGAUAACCAAUGUUAUGACUCACAUAUUAUCUAACUCAUUGGGAACUUCUCUGGAAUCUUUGUGGUCUCGAGGUUAGAGUCAUUGUAUGGUUGCAAAGAAAAAGAGAGCAAGAUGAGAAAAGGGAAUCACAGAUUGACAAUCUUUCCUUUCCUUUCAGCGUCACAGUCACGACAUCCAGAGUGAGUAGAUGCUACUUGAGGGUUAGAGUUCCACCCUUAGCCUCAUCUUGAGCAGAUGCUGAUGACAUUUGAGAAUGGUCUGUUUCCUGUAAGUCAUAGAAACCCAACUGCAGUGGUUAAGAACCACUCAAAACCAGAGAUGCUAUGCAGGGAACAAAACUUAAAUGUGUUUCCUCUGGAAGCCAAAUUACUAGAGAGGUCACUAAAAGUGUGCUGGAAGUCACCUCUGAAAUGCUAUCAGAUGGCAAACAUUUAGAGUUUAUAUGGAGUUUCUAGUAUUUUUACAUAAAUAACUUUUAAGUCUGGUAAUGAGUCUUGUUUUUUAAUGAGCCUGUUUUCUUUUUGGAAAAUUGGCUCAAUAAAAGUAUCGCUAAAGAAUUCAAUUGUAUAUGCAUGUGCAUUUAACACAGAGUGGUAUACUGAAGAUAGUUCAUGCAAAUAACUUUUAUGGGAAGUUUAGCUAUUUUCUUAAUGUCUUUUUCAUAAAUGUAUGUUUAUAAAUAUAUUUACUCACCUACCAUGAUCUUGGUAGCAUAGAAGCAUUUCAUUAGUUGUGUUGUACUAAAAAUUAAAUUCUUGGCAUAGUAGGUUAUGAGAGCUUUAGUUAACUUUGUUAUUUGGGUUAAAAAAAUUUUCUUGCACUUUCUGUUUAUAAAGAUGUUAUAACACAUCUAACAGUUAGUGCAGCUGCUUUUUUUUUAGAGCCAGCAUAUGUAAGUAUUAAAGUGAUAUAUAUGCUUAAAGCCCUCAAAAAAGAAAAUGUGCAUAUAGCUACCUGAGAAGGGUUAGGGAUCAGUACACAAAAUACAGCCUGAAAGUUAGCUGUUGGGAUACACAUACUGUUGCUGUGAAUUGCAAUAUAUUGCUGAGUUGUCAGGUAUAUGUGUGUGAAUUAUGUAUAUGUAAGGAAAAGGUGUUUAAUGAAGGCACAGAUAAGUCAGUGUAAAAUAUCCUACCUCCUGCUAAAUAAUGAUCAUAUUCAAGAUUGCCCUGUAGCCCUUAGACGUGAGCCUGAUUCCCCAGCCACUCUAACCCCAUCCUUUUCUACAUUUCAGCUUCUCUACCUCUGAGCAUUUCCCUGAAAAAAUAAGGUGUAGCUUUCUAAAGCAAGCAGAGGAAAGUUAGACUCAAAAUACAGAGGUUACCAUGCAGAUGUUAAUGUUUGAUCUGUACCUCCCUAGCCACACACCUGUCUGGUAGAAGUGCCUAGUAGAGGUAGACAAGAGGCUUUCUUGGUUUUGCUAUCUGUGCUACAUACACAUAGACAGAGUUUUACUUUGUUACUCAGACUGGCCUCAAACUCUCCAUUCUCCUGACUCACCCUCCAUUUUUGCUGCCCAAGGACAGAACCCCAGGCCUUGCUUUGUAGCUCAGGCUGGCUUAAAUUUUUACUGUUCCUUCCUUGGCCUCUUGACUGCUGCCACUUCCAACAUGUGCCACCGCACCCACUUUUUGCAUUUGUUCUUAAAGACUUUCCCAAUUCCUUUGAAUGAUGUGAAACAUCACCGCUCUUUCAUUGCCGUUUGCAGUUCAUUUUGUAGGGACUGGAAUAUUAACUCCAUUUUCCUAACAAUGAGCCUACUACCAAUGGGUAUACAAUGACAGGAUUUUUGGAAAAUCUGUUUUGUUUUUGAUUACUCCAAAGAGAGGUGAGGUUUUUUUUUUUUUUUAUGCCAAUUACUGUGGUAAUAGUCAAGAUUUGGAUUUUGUACAUGGCAGAAAAGUUCAACAGUAAAAUGCCACCUAAUCAGAACUGAUUUCUCCUUGAGGAGGUAGUUUCCAAUGCCAAGUUGGCUUACCUACCGCUUGAACAUUUGUUACUGUUGGCUCUAACAGCUAUCCUGGAAUGCUUUCCACCUUUUCGUUCGAAAGCUCUGUCUGGGUUAUAAUGUCUAAAACAGGAAUUCUCUGGUUAGAAGUGAAAAUGAAUGAAUUAUCCAUUUUCAGAUCUUUAGGGUUGCCACUUUUUUCUGGGUACUGUUUUUUCUUGUGACAUUAGGUAGGGUAGGUAGAGAAUACAGACAAUGUGAAAUUGCCAGUAGGGAGAGAAGCAUUCCUUGUAAGUGACUGUGAGUAGUUUGUGAAUAAAUCCAGUAUGAGUUCUCCAGGGAGAAAGAUGGGUAAAACACAUUGACUCUGUUCACCACAACUGUUUCGUUGAUAAACCAUGGAAUCGUUCUCAGUCUUUUAGCUAUUUAGCUAUGCUCGUAUUUCAGACUCAGGAGAUAAGUUGUGCUUAGGAAACUUUCUUCCUCUGGCUUAUUGUUGGUGCAGAGUGUCUUGUCCUAGGCCUUCCCCAUGAUGUCUUGCUAUCAACUGUACUUUAAAACACAUGCUUAGUUAAGUCUUACUUAAUAAUACUUUAUUGUCAGUGUUGUUGUCUUUUUGCUCAAACCAAUUUAUUUGGAAAGGAAAAAAAAGUAAAGAAGUACCCAGGUCAUUUUCUAAGUUACAUUAAAUUUGUGACUCUAGAAGGAAACAGAUUCUUACCCUCUUCCUCUGGCUUGGAUGAGCAUUGGCUUUGUGUUGUCUGUUUAAAAAUCAUUUGAAACCCUUCCAUACAUUCACAUUUGACUGGUCUGUUGUGCAACCCAGGCUUUAGAGAGAUCCCUAGGAAUGAAGUGGGGAUGCAGUGUGGCUUUGCUGGAGAGCUCCUACUUAGCAUACACAAGCCCCUGGGUUCAUUUCCCUAAACAACAAUAGAAACCUGCCAGGAUGAUUGUGGUGUACAGCCAGGAUAGACUUUGUGAGUAGUCAUUGGUGGUCUUGGGCAGGAAAACCUCAAACUAGUAUUCUCUCUUUCCUUAACUUCCAAGUAAAAUGAAGGUUGAAGGUGGGUUUUUUGUUCAUUUGUCCUUGUUUGAAAAGAGAAAAAGAACUCCUUGGAGUGGAAGGGAGUCCAGGAGAGAAAUGCCUGAAGCUAGUUUUCUUGAUCCAGGUACCUUUGCUGCUAUCCCAGGCAUGCCUCUUGGUUUAAAGCUGGCAGUGGGCCAGAGCUCAGACUCAUCUAUUUCUUCUCAGAGUAGGUCUGCAGGAAAAUGUUACACUUAAUCCUCUAUCCUCUGUGCCAAAUACAAAGUGUGUAUAAGUAGAUGAAAGCAGUUUUCAAGGUCUGUUCUCUAGAGUCCUUUUCCUCUGUGUACUUGAUUUGAGUGCAGAUUGCUCAGUUCUGAUAGCUAAAAUAGAGCAACACUUGCGUGUAUUGUAGAAACGCAAAGCCAAGCCCAAACUGUCUGUGGCUACUUUUCUUUGUAAAUUAAACAAGCAGUGUUGCUGCUUAAUGGAGAAAAGAAAAAUUCUGUCUUGGGUGAUCAUAAUACUUCUGAUGAUUUGUCUCUUAGCCUGGUAGGAUUUUUUUUUUUUUUUUUUUUUUUUUUUUUUUUUUUUUUUUUGUCUGUCAAUUGAUUCUUCCUUUUCCUUAGCUGCUUCUUUCUGAAUGAAAUGAACUAGCCAAGGCUUAAAUAUUUCUGAUUAGUAUGUGAAAUUUUCACAUCUUUGUUCUAGGAUGUUGAAAGACCUAACCCAGUAAUUCCCAAAUGAGAUUCCAUAGCUUCCAUUCUUACCCUAAGUAGAAGAGAUGUGUAAUGGCAUGACAGUUUAUUACCUGCCUAUGGCAACCUUACACAUGGUAGUAGGGCAGGAAGAGUUGUUCUGUCCAUCAGCCAUAAAAAAAAUGAAAACCGCUUUUCAGUGUAGCUACUAAGCAGCUUUUAGCUGCUGAAAGAAAUGUGUGCUGCAAAAGCAAGUUCAGUGUAGCAGACUCUUGAGUAGCCUCCACACAUAGAAAAUUCUGUUCAUACAUUCCUCAUAAGUAAUUGAUAAUUUGGACUCAAGGAAAAGGUGGGCUAAGGAAAAAGUUGGUGAGUACAGAGGACUAAUUAGCAUCAGAAUACGAACUCUUGUUCUGAGUAGCAUUAAGGCCUUGGUGUUGAUUGGCUGUAAAUGCUGCAGCAUCAGAGACCCAACUGCCUCCCUAACCUUGAAACUUGCUAAACACUUGCUGGUUGUGAGUGGGACGGGAAAGCAGCUACCAUGGAAAACCCCUAGGGCUUUCAUGCUGGAGAAUGUUGUGGAAUACUGUGAAAUUUGCUGAACUUUAUGCAGAUUAUACCACACUGGACUUAAAGAUUUGAAGAGACAAAAGAGGAAGGUGGGGAAGUGGUAGUAAAAGGUAAAUGUUUCAACUUUUGAUACUUUGAGCAAGGGGUAAAAGAAUUUCUACUACAACUGUAAAGUCAGAUCAUCUUCUGCCCUAAUGCAUUCAUUGUCUUGCUCAUUCAUUCAUUCAUUCAUUCAUUCAUUCAUUCAUUCUGCCUUCCUUGUCCCCACCUCUCUUUCUUUUUUUACUGGGUAUUGAACCUAAGAAUCUGGAGCAUGCUGGGCAAGCAUUCUGCCACUGAACUAUAUAACUACAGAUCCUAAUUCUUUCUGAAACAGCUAAGCAACUGUUGGUCUGGUCACUGUGUGACCUAGCUCCAUCUCCUGGCUCUCAGUAAAAGCAAAAGUCAUUACUGAACUAUAAGCCAAGGAAGUGUGCUCUCAGAGUCCAUUAGCCCUUCAUCUGCUGUGGUCUCUUCACAGCAUCAGCCUGUUGCAUUGUUUUGUGUUCUAAUGGAUUUACUACUCAGGACCCAAUGGCUUUCUUUCCCUUUAAGACAUCUUAAGACAGCAUUCUAGACCUCUGCUCUAGCACUCUACCUAAGUGAGGGAAAAGCACAUUGGCUGAGCACUUAGAUUUCCUGCUUUCUGUCUUUUAGGAUAGGGCCCCCUCAGGCACUGCCUCUGAGGCUGAGGGUUGAAAGAGGAAAGGCAAUGCAGCAGAGAUCUGGUUCUUUCAGAUGGACCCUUUCUGAAGGAACUACCCUUCUCUAUGGUGCUUAUUUAAUGGGUGACAGCUGUCUCCCAACUACCUGUCCCUGGCACUGUGCCUUCCCACUGGUCACUGUGAAAAGUAGAUCACACUGGACUCAGAGGCCAGAAUCCAGGACAAGAUCCCUCUUCUUGAGCCCAUUACAUCAUGCAGCUUCUAAUGUAGCAUUAACUUCUCUUUGAGGACUUCAAGGGUUUUCUUCCCAAGAAACAGUAAAACAUUUACAAGAAAACAGAAAAGUAGAUUUGGCUUAUAACUGUCACAUUAAGAAAUCACAGAAAGAUUUCACUUCAGCUGCUGCUGAGUGACAGCAAGGAUCAAACUGCAGUCGUCUCCUGUUUCUGAAGCUGACAUAGUAGCGUUUGCAAAAAGCACCCACCUAGACAGUUUCCACAGCUGUUCAUCAAGGAGAAUUCAUGUUGAAACAGACAAUCACUUUCUAAAACAUUAGUCCUGGACAGGAAUGGGAUAGAUUAUUUUUAACUCUUAGGAAUUUAACAGUCUGCUUUCUCCCUAUGAAGAGUCUUAACAUUUGAGAUUUGUGUCUUUUAUCUGCAACAAUUACUCCGUUAGUAGUAAAGAUGCCUCAGAAAAGAGUGUGCCCAGGAAGCGCUCCCACGUCACUGAGAACACUGGGCUGGCUGUGUGCAUCUUAUCUCCUAAGACUUUGUUUUGUUGUGACCUUAAUUAUAAGUAUCUAUAUAUAGCAGUAGGCUUUUCUCUCCCCAGCCUCUUUUAAUCAUCACUUAAGUGUAAGCCCUUCCCCUUUACUGAAAAAAAAAAAAACAAAACAAAAAGUAUGCACUUUAAUUCCUAAGGAGUGUGGCUGUUCCUGUCCCUGAAGCCAGAACUCAGGAGGAAAGCUGAAGAGGGAAAACUCUUGCCAGACCCUGUAAGAUUUAACCAAAUUUCUUUGCCCCUACCCCUUACAUAUGCUAGGCAACUGCUGCCCCAGUCACAAAUAUCUUAAUGUGAACACAAAUUACCAUCUAUUUUUAAGCUGCCCCCAAGCACUCUCUGACAAAGGGGGAAAGAACCAGUUAAAAAAAAAAAAGUUCAAGAUACCUACUCUGAUUUUGGAUUUUUUCCUAGGGAAAAUUUUAUUUUUAUUUAUUUUUUAGCUACCAAAUUAUAAAAAAAAAAAAUUAUGUGUUUUGUGGUAAGAUUUUCUUCCUCUUUUUUUUUUUUGAUUAAAGAUCAAGUGAAACUACAACAAUGCUAAAAUAUUAUUCAGAAUUAUGUCACGUCUAAGUUAAGUACUGGGUUCAUUUCCCCUUAAUUUGACAGGUGUCUUUGGACUCUCCUCCUGUAGAUUCUGACUUUCCCCUGGUGACAAGCCAAUAAUUCUUGGAGAGAUAGCAUGUCUCCUACAGCCCUGUUGUGUCGGGGAGGGGGGAGGGCAGGAGGGUCAGGGGAGGGAAACUCAAAGAAUUAAGAUGUGGGUUUAUAUAAACAUAUUUAAAGCAGUUAGCAAAAGCUUUCUCGUUGAACAGCUUUAAGAACAAUGUGAAUGAAACCUUAGCAACUUGGUUAGUAAUCUGAAAAGUCUAUUAAUGUAUACUUGAAAUUCUGUUUGCAUAAAAAUGCAUUUCCUCUUUAUUUUGACACUGUGUAUAAGAACAUUAUGCAUGUGAGUGGUUUGAGAAAUAAAAGGUUUAAUACUCA